Messenger RNA from Rhineura floridana, 2409 nucleotides. It is a transcript of the gene ABHD17A, whose product is annotated as abhydrolase domain containing 17A, depalmitoylase. Lineage: Eukaryota; Metazoa; Chordata; Lepidosauria; Squamata; Rhineuridae. Gene Ontology annotation, cellular component: endosome membrane; plasma membrane. Gene Ontology annotation, molecular function: palmitoyl-(protein) hydrolase activity. The record is from RefSeq and is a predicted model, not a curated record. Gene Ontology annotation, biological process: protein depalmitoylation. The coding region runs from base 719 to 1633 and encodes 304 amino acids. The transcript is spliced from 5 exons.
UACUAGGCAGAAGUAAACUUUACUUUAUAUGGGGUGGGAUUGCCAGUUCCUUCCCUGGCCUUUUUUUAGCCCCCAAGCAUAUGCCGGGUACUCAUUUUACCGACCGAUGGAAGGCUGAGUGGACCUCGACCCCUUUUACCGGAGAUUCGGCUUCCUCCUUCCGUUGGAAUCGAACUCCGGCCAUGAGCAGAGCUUCGGCUGCGUUACCGCCGCUUACCACUCUGCGCCACAGAGGACCUUAUCUCCUAAAUAGAGAUGGCUAAAUCUGUUUGUUUCCAUUCUGCCUGAACAUUGGGAGAUUGAGGACACGCACACAAAAAGAACUUCUUCAAGCAUGCUCUGCCUCCCUGGUCAGAGGCAUCAUGCUCCUGAACACAAGUUGCCGGAAACCGCAGGAGGGGAGCGUUGCUCUUGCUCCCUGUUCAAAGUUGAUCUGCUCAGGGACUCUCGUAAAAUGAAGCUCGUAUCUAGUACAGACUCUUUGGAAUCUUCAGCCCCUAUGCCGGAAUGCAGGAGACCCCUAUCAUGAUUCUUCAGAGCGGACAUGUCAUAAAGGCUUCCUCUGUCUCGCGAGAGGCUAAAACGUUUUCCUGACUGUGGUUGGAUUGUCUGAUUUUUAAAAAAUUUGGAUUGUUUUGCUCGUUUGGGAUUCAUUCUCCACUUCCCAUUUUCCCUGAAAUCUACUGACGCUCUCUCCCGUCCUACACCGUUGGCCACCAUGAACGGGCUAACGGUGAGCGAACUGUGUUGCCUUUUCUGCUGUCCCCCAUGCCCGGGCCGGAUUGCCGCCAAGCUCGCCUUCCUACCCCCGGAGCCCACAUAUACCAUUGUCCCAGAGCCGGAUCCCGUUGGGGGCUCGGGCAAUGUCUCUCCUCGCAGCGGGGUCAUGACCCGCUGGAAACUCCACUUAACGGACCGGGCCGAUUUCCAGUAUGCCCAACGGGAGCUGGAUACCAUUGAGGUGUUUCUUACCAAGAGCAGUCGAGGGAACCAUAUCAGCUGCAUGUACGUCCGCUGCGUUCCUGGAGCCAGGUUCACAGUUCUCUUCUCGCAUGGAAAUGCCGUGGACCUGGGUCAAAUGUGCAGUUUCUACAUCAGCCUGGGAACCCGCAUCAGCUGCAACAUCUUCUCCUAUGACUACUCGGGCUACGGCGUCAGCACAGGGAAGCCCUCAGAGAAGAACCUCUACGCUGAUGUUGAUGCAGCUUGGCAGGCGCUGCGCACCCGCUAUGGGAUCAGCCCCGAGAACAUCAUCCUGUACGGGCAAAGCAUUGGGACCGUCCCUACGGUGGACCUUGCCUCUCGCUACGAGUGCGCGGCCGUCAUCUUGCAUUCACCUCUGAUGUCGGGCAUGCGCGUCGCCUUCCCGGAGACCAAGAAGACUUACUGCUUUGACGCUUUCCCGAAUAUAGACAAAGUAUCCCGGAUCACCUCUCCCGUUCUCUUCAUCCAUGGCACGGACGACGAGGUCAUCGACUUCUCGCACGGCCUGGCCCUUUACGAGCGUUGCCCGAAGGCUGUCGAGCCCCUCUGGGUGGAGGGGGCCGGCCACAAUGACAUCGAACUCUACAGCCAGUACCUGGAACGCCUGCGCAAAUUCAUCUCACACGAUCUGGCCGCUCAACACAACUGAAAACGCCUUUCCCGUGUAGUCCUUCCUUCCAGUGGCAGCCAUGAGCUCUUCCAUUGCGGACCGGGGGGGGAGAGAAGAGGAAGAGGGGCUCACGGCUUUAGGAUGUCGCCAAAGCUGAAAGCGCCAGCCCCCGUCCUCCGAAGCAACAGCAGCCCCCGACCCUCCGUUACAGGUUUGAACUCCGGAGGAUGGUGUCGGGUCUCUCUCAGCGGCUUUCUGUACUCCAUUCCCGGUGGGCCUCAUUCACAACCGCUGCCAUCUUUAACACUGACGUAUCCUGCCCUGUGACAGUGCACAGAGGACACCAAAAGACUUGCUGUUUUUCCAGAUUUUUUUUUAAAAAAAACCUUGACACCUCCAUUGAGACGGCACUGUUCAUUCCCCUCCCCCCCCAAAGUUCCAUUUUCGGAUCCUUGUUUUCUGAACUCUCUCUGUGCGUCCCAGUGAUAGCAAUAAGCCAUUAGGGAAGGGGGGGGGGAAAUAGCGCUUGUGUUGCACCAAGGCCAGAGGAGGCACUCAAAUGCAUGACGGCUAAAACGGCUUGCUCUGUCUCUGGUGCCCUGCCCACAGCGCCACCUAGUGGCCGGAGGACUUCAGGACAGUUUCUCCUGGGUCAGGGUGGGGCCAUCUUAGGGAUUUUAGCAGGAAGUAUGUGGGAGGGCUGUGAUUGUGAAUUACAACACAACUGAUUGAAACUGACCACAAUGAAUCGGGGGAUGUUGCCUCCUCUGUCCACAUAUUCCUGAAUUCUGCUCUUGAGUAUGCAGGCAGUUUUG